Molecule: messenger RNA, 1359 nt
Organism: Candidozyma haemuli
Lineage: Eukaryota; Fungi; Ascomycota; Pichiomycetes; Serinales; Metschnikowiaceae
Exons: 1
Coding region: 1-1359 (452 amino acids)
Biological process (GO): retrograde transport, endosome to Golgi
Cellular component (GO): cytoplasm; late endosome
Molecular function (GO): oxidoreductase activity
Source: RefSeq, a predicted model, not a curated record
AUGUCUGACUACUUGACUUUCUCCUCCGAGCCUUCGGGUCGCCAUGAGGGCAAGAAGCAUAUCAUCAUUGUAGGAGCAGGUAUUAUUGGUGUCUGCACCGCUUAUUACUUGGUGAAGCACCCCAAGUUUGAUCCUGAGAAGUAUCACAUUUCUUUGGUUGAAAGCAAACGUGUUGCUGGUGGAGCCAGUGGUAAGGCGGGUGGCCUUUUGGCUCUCUGGGCUUUCCCACAGCAGUUGGUGCCUCUUUCGUUCCAAUUGCAUCAGGAGCUUUCGGAUUUGUAUGACGGUGAGAACGUUUGGGAUUACAGACGUCUAACGACUGUUUCCAUCGAAGGUGACAUUUCAGGUUUUAAUCCAGAGGACGAAGUUGAUUCAGAAUCGGAGCGCCAGGUCACCCAGUCGGCUCUGCCCGAGUCCGAGUUCCCUCCCAAAAAGACAUCCAAGGUAACCAAGCAACGAGAUUCCAAGAAGUUGCCUACAGACUUGAACUGGAUAACGGAACAGUUUGUUAACCUGUGUUCUUCCUUAGGAGGAAAAGACACCACUGCUCAGGUCCAUCCGUACAGAUUCACGAACUUCAUCUUGAAGAAAGCCGUGGAAGACUCCAACGGUGCUCUCGAACUUAUUCUAGGCAAGGUCAACAAGAUUCUAUAUCUGAUGGACACUGGAGUUGCUACCGGCAUCACUUACGAACCUACAAGCGCAAAGAAAGACGUUCACGAACCCGUGAGCUUGAAAGGUGACCAAAUAGUUUUAUCUGUUGGCCCUUGGACCUCAAAGAUUCUUCCUGAUUGUCCAAUUUCUGGAUUAAGAGCCCAUUCUAUUACUAUUGCUCCUCAUAAUGACCAACGUGUGUCGCCAUACGCUAUUUUCACCGAAUACAAGGUAGGCAAUAAGUAUGUGUCGCCAGAGAUAUACGCAAGAAAAGACGAGGUGUUCGUCUGUGGAGAAGGUGACUCUGCAGUUGAUGUUCCAGAGACAACCGAUGAUGUUGAAGUGGUAAAGUCGAAAUGUGAUGAUUUGUUCCUGCAAGUCGGGAAGAUGUCAUCUAUGUUGCGUAAGGGACGUAUAUUGAAGAGGCAAGCGUGCUACUUGCCUGUGUUGGACGUGCCUUCUUCAAGCGGACCAUUGAUUGGUGAAACUAACGUUGACAAUCUUUUCUUAUGCUCGGGCCAUUCGUGUUGGGGUAUCAAUAAUGCACCAGGAAGUGGUAAAGUAAUGAGUGAGCUCUUGUUGGAGGGCAAAGCAAAAUCAGCCAACAUUUCGACGCUAGAUCCUUCUCUUUAUUUCGAUGCAUCUGUUCUAGUCGACGAGGAGGACGAUGUCGAGGAAAAGAAGGCGGAACCUAAUGAUAUGUAA